AUGGAGCCAGCAAAGACGAAGAUAUCUUUCAUUGAUGCUCAUUUCCACGUAUGGGACGUGAGGAGCGAGACGCAAUCUGGGCAUGACCCGGCGGUGCUUUUUGCACCCGAUGGCACUGAGUUAUUCGAUCGCAAGGCAUACGAGAACAGCGCAUGCAGUCUCGGGGAUGACUUCGAACACGAAGGAGGUGUGUUCCUCGAGGCUGUGAGCGUCUGCCACCCUGGUCUGACUGGGCCAUCAUACUCGCAGCACUGUCUCAGCGAAGCAGCCUUCGCUGCCGCAGAGCUUCUGAAUUUGCCGAGCCGGACUUAUGGCCUGGUCCCAACAUGUGCCCUCGAGCAGCCGGAUGCCGAAGAGGUGCUGACGAAGCUAAGCAAGAUGCCGGGAACACGCGGGGUCCGCCAGAUACUGAACUCUAGGCCAGACUGGCCACGCAACACGGCCUUGGGUGACCUGCUGGAUAAUCCAACUUGGAGGGAUGGCUUUGGGCUACUGCAGAAAUUUAAUUUGAGUUUUGACUUGCAGCUCAACCCUCACCAGUUCCAUAAGGCGGCUGUGUUCCUGAGCAGUCAUCCCGGAGUUCCGGUCAUCAUCAACCACCUUGGGAGCCCACAGAUGCAGGACCUCACGGAUAACGCAGACCAGUACUGGGAAGGAAUGACUGAACUGGCUCACCUGCCAAAUACCUACAUGAAGAUCAGCAUGCUUUGCUAUGCCGACCUAAACUGGGAUUCGAACCGCACUGUCAUAGAUGCAAUCCAUCGGGUUGUUCGGCUAUUUGGUCCGGAGAGGUGCCUUUUUGCGACCAACGCCCCAGUUGAUGCCAAGGACGGAUGGCCUCCCAAGAGGCUGCUGGCUGCCUUCCUGGAGAUUGCAAAAGAAUACCCAGAAGAUUCCAUUAAGUUAGACAACGAUCAGAGCUCGGUUCUCGGAUGCAGACGUGUGCCACGAGUGCGAAACUGGGCAGAGCUCAGGCACCGUCGUACGCUGAUGAUGCUGGAGCAGCUAAUCCUGAAGCACAAGGCGCAUACAAAGUUGAUCCAGCUGACCCCUUGCAAGGAAGGCUUGGACUUCUUCUUCAACAAAGAGCGGGAUGCACAGGACUUCGUAUCUUUUCUAAAAAACUGGGCUGUGGUCCGACACCACGAGUCCAAGCAUCUGGUAAGCCACAACGCACAGAACACGACGUACCGGUUUAAGCGAACCACAUGUGUAGAAGUGUGUCCGAUUUGUAGGGACGACCUAGUCUUCCUACCGCGCAAAACCGCACAGGCUUUGGGCGGCUUGCCGCCGCUUUUGCUUUGCACCAAGGCUUCCUCGCAACUCUCUCUUUUGGACCCGGCCUCCUGCCGGUCUCUGGACGUUGUCGCUGCGGAAUAUUGGCGAAAGCCUUUCCAUUCCGUUGCGAUUCCCUCCAAGCUAACAGAAUUCAUCGUCUUGGAUAUCGAAGAGUCCGGCCAGGCACACGGCCGUGGAGGCAGCGCUGCAUCCAUCCAGCCGUGUGAAGUUGAGAUCGCGCGCGUGGCCGACUUUGGGCACAAUGACGAGCGCUUGACCGUCCGUUCCCAUCUAGGUGCCAUCCUUCACGUUGGGGACUAUGCCUUAGGCUACGACCUGCGCUCACUACAUCUCGGCAUGGACGAGGACGAGUUGGGAGGAGUCCCACCCUUGGAAGUGUACCUGGUGAAGAAGAAGCGGCCAGAACGCACCAAGAAGAAGAAGCCACAUCCAAAACGCGGAAAAGGACGGACAUGUGGAGGAUGCGGACGAGGCAAGCUAACAGCACGGCACACCUUGCACAGAGCAAAGUUUGUCAAGCUUGAGCUGGUGAGUCAGAGUCGCCUGCAGGAGGCUGCAAUGAAGGUCGCUGCAGAAGCACUUCUCACGCAGCUGGGGGCCAAAGAGAUCAGCAAAUGUCUCCACUCACUAGAGCCACGACAUGACAACAGCCUUACUAUCCGAAAGUCCUCAGAUUUGAGCCAUGACAUGACAGAAGGGCUGUACAAGACCAGGCGGUGCAAAGCCAUUGUGGCAGAAGCGCCCUGCCGCCUCGGGGAAGAAUGCACGUUCGCUCAUUCAGCUGCAGAGCUACGGCGAUUCCCUUGGCCCGAGCCCUUGGCAGAGCAUUGGCAAGGACAGGUGUCCAUUGGAGUGGUGGAGCAUGCCAUGUUUUGGGAUCUGCCACCCAGUGGUACGCGGGAUGUGGUUUGCAACCGCGCCACUUGCCUUGGAAACCCUUUUGGGACCUGCUGCUACGCGGAUCCCUCGCAGCGGCCCCCAGAAGAUGCAGCUGGGUGGUGCGCUGGGGAGCAUGAGGUUCUCGUUGCUGCUUUCGAGGAAUACUUGCAGGCGGUCCUCAGUCAGGAUGCCACUGUGGAUUUGAAGGAGGAGGUGCUGCGUAUCGCUGAAAGACGAUCGCUGUUGCUCUCCGAUGCUUGGGAGAAGCAACAGCUGAAGCGAGAAGACGUGCGCGCCGCACUGGACGCCUUGGCAUCAGAGGUGUCAAGAGGAACGUUCUUCAGGCUUUUGUGCCAUUGCCGACCCUACGUGCGCUGCCACGCCGAGCUGAUAAAAAGAUAUCUAGACCAGUUUGCAAAACCGGAUGCGGUUGCGACGCCUCUACCGACUGAGGGGCCCAUCGACAUAGAAGGCCGUGUUUGGCCGAGUUCUUCCACUGCAGAGAGGUGCAGCAUUCGAACAAACAGUUGGAGGUGUACUCGUGCUGGCCGGGCUUUGGAUCCGGGUUCCAUGAAGACGUACUGUGCACAGUGUUGGUCAUACCAUUCCGUGGUUUACUAUUGGCCAGAAGGGGAUGAUGUUUGGCCUGAGCGCUUUUAUCGUGAUGGCUAUGUACAGUACACAGCCGGAACCGACGGCGUCGAUGAGGAAGAUGUUGAUUCUGCUUAUGCUGAGAGACCGCCCUGCAGCUUCUACCAAAGAGGGUGCUGCAAAUUCGGCGACUCUUGCUGGUACAGCCACGCAAAAUGA
Messenger RNA from Symbiodinium natans, 2988 nucleotides. Lineage: Eukaryota; Dinophyceae; Suessiales; Symbiodiniaceae. The record is from the annotation of a GenBank genome assembly.